Paramuricea clavata is the source of this 3135-nucleotide messenger RNA. The record is from the annotation of a GenBank genome assembly. Lineage: Eukaryota; Metazoa; Cnidaria; Anthozoa; Malacalcyonacea; Plexauridae.
AUGGUAUCUUAUCAUGUUUAUGUACCAUUGCUAUUGAGGCUUGCAAAUGAUGUGGAGGAAAAUCCAGGCCCAGUUAACAUCUAUAAUAUUGUUGACCAUAGUUUUACGGUUCCAGCAGACUUCAAUCAAGGAAAUAUAUCCAUGUUUGGAAUAAAUGCUGGAAAACAAUGUGUUGCCAUGUCAAUUUAUGCUAUUGUAUACAAUGAAAUAAAAUCUGUUAAUAUUUGGGAUACACCACCUAUGAACAUGCUUCUAGUUAAUGCAAACAAUCUUUAUGCCAUAAUUAGUCAACACAUUCAGAAAGAUUUCUUGUUGCUCACUGAUGUUCCUGAAAUAUUGUCUAUCAACAAUGAUACUUUUAAUUUGGAGUACAGUGAGUCUUUUUCUGGUGCAUUAUGGAUGGCUCGCAACAAUGAACCAUAUGUUACACUUGAGCAUGCCUUUCAUGAAGUAUUUGAUGCUGGUAAUUAUAAAGCAUGUUUACUUACUAUUCAAGCAAACACUGUUGCAAUUUUAAUGCCUUUCCCAGGUGUAUUUAAAGUUUUUGAUUCUCACUCACGAGAUAUGCAUGGAAUGCCAGCGGCGAUGGGUUAUAGUGUUUUAAUUUCUAUUGAAGGAAUUCAAAACCUUACAAGAUUUUUUCAUAACAGUUUAACUAUCCUGGACAAAAUAGUCAAAAUACUCUUUUUGAGUUGAAGGGUGUUAAAUGUCAUAGAAACAUUUCAUUGUCCAAUAGCUUGGAUAACUCAGCAAAUGACACAUCAUCAAAUAACCAUGAACAACAAACAAAACAACAGGAGUUUGUUAUAGAAAAAGAAAAUGGACUUGCAAAGCAAAAGGAGAAUAAAAGACAACAAGAGUCUGUUGUAGAGAGCGAAAAUAGACUUGUAAAGCGAAAGGAGAGAAGAAGACAAGCGAAACAACAAGAAUCUGUUGUAGAGAGAGAACAUAAACUUGCAAAGCGAAGAGAGAAAGAACCCAAGGGAGAAAAGACAACAAGCAAAACAAAAAGAGUCUGUUGCAGAGAGAGAGAAUAGACAUAGAAAGCAAAGAGAGAAAAGAAAACAGGCAAAACAACAAGAAACUGUUUCAGAGAGGGAAAAUAGACUUCAAAAGCAGCGAGAGGUUCAAAAGGCAAAAUGAAGCUGUCGAACAAAGAGAGCAAAGAUUAGCAAAAGUAAGAGCUAAUUAUAAGGAAAAUAAAAGUACACGCGUUCUGGAAAAAGCAAACAAUGUCCUCCAUCAGGUUCUCAAGGGCAUCUCAAUAAUGAUAACAGCUGCAGCUUGGUUUGUUAAUACUAGUGAACUAUAUCGAGAACAAGGAAUAACUUUUGAUCAGCAUUGGUUAUCAUACUUUGAUGUUACAACACCUAAUAAUAAUUACAAUGAAAAUACUACAGUUGAUCAAACUAAUUCAGCAUCUUCAGAAGAUGAAUGGAGUGAAGAUGAAGCAGAAAUUCCUGCAGGUGUAACAGACAGUGUGCUUACACCUACUGAUUUUGUAGAUGAUACUGAAAGACAACAUAUAUACAAUGUUGCACCUGGUGAAGGUAGUAGACCACUCAGUGUAUUUAGAGAUCAGUAUUCAGAGGAACUAGCUUAUCCAGGAAUAUUUCUGGGUCAAAAGCGGCCAUAUGAGAAGCAAAGAUUGACUCAUGUUUAUUACAGUGAAAUAUGCAAAUCUGAACUAAGACGGUCUGAUCGAAGAGCUGCAAUGUGUAUUGAGAACAUAUUUUUUAAAACUAAAAAAAUGCAGAUGAAAUUAUUGCUGGGACAAUCUCAGCUUGCUAUUCGCAAGUGUAAAAUGGGAAACAGAACACUUACUGCUGGUGAGUUAAAAACACCGGAAGGUUUAACAAAUCUCAUUUGCCAUAAUGAAGGAUACAAAUUUUUAAGAGCUUUGAGAGGUUCCCCACCUUACUUUGAAAAAGCCAAAAAGGAUUUGUUUGCUAUGAUUCGGCAGUUAGGGCGUGCAUCAUUAUUUUGUAGUUUUUCAUCUGCUGAAACAAAAUGGAAUCAUUUACUAAGAAUCCUUGGUAAGCUUGUUGAUCACAAAGACUAUAGUGAUGAACAAUUAGAUAAUUUAAAUUGGGAUGAAAAGUGCAGACUAAUUCAAAGUGACCCAGUGACUUGUGCAAGGCAUUUUGAUUACCAAUUUAAUACAAUAAUACUUUCUUAAAAGAUUUUUUAAUGAGUGAUAUUGCCCCAUUAGGGAAACUUAAAGAUUGGUUUUACAGGGUUGAAUACCAACAGAGGGGCUCCCCUCACAUCCAUAUGCUCAUAUGGCUUGAAAAUGCACCUGUAUUUGGUGUUGAUAAAGAUGAAGAUGUAGUGAAUUUCAUUGACCAAAUAAUAUCUUGUAGAAAGCCUGAUAAUGACACUGAAUUAUUUGAUCUUGUACACAGACAAACUCAUAGACAUUCUCACACAUGCCGAAAAAACUCCAAAAAAGUUUGUAGAUUUAAUUACCCUCAGCCUCCCAUGAGAUCAACACAGAUACUACAUCCACUUGAUGACAAUGCUUCUGAAACUGUCAUAAGAGCCAGAAAAGAGUUGUGGAAAAAUAUUAAGAAUAAACUAAAUGAUUUAAACGAGGGAGAAGAUGUAACCUUUGAGCAACUUCUGAAAGAACUAGAUGUUUCAGAAUAUCAAUAUAUUCUUGCAAUUCGAUCAUCACUAAAUUGUCCAACAAUAUUUCUAAAAAGAAGUCCCAAUGAAUUAAGGAUUAAUAAUUAUAAUCCUGCUUGCCUUCAAGCAUGGGGAGCUAACAUGGACAUUCAAUUUGCACUGGAUGUAUAUGCCUGUGCAAUGUACAUUGUUUCCUAUAUUUCUAAGGCUCAAAAAGGAAUGAGUGAUUUGUUACGUAACGCAUGUGCUGAAGCUAAGGAAGGUAAUUCCACCAUCAAACAACAGGUCCGUGACAUUGGCAACAAGUUUUUAAACUCAGUUGAAAUAAAUGCACAAGAGGCAGUGUACAUCAUUCUGCAACUUCCCAUGAGAAAAUCUUCUCGAAAUGUUGUAUUCAUUAACACAUCUCCUCCAAGUGAUCGUGUUGAACUAUUGAAACCUCUCAGUGAGAUUGAGAAGAUGUCAGACAAAUCUGAAGAAAUUCACUCUGGUGGACUUCUGAAAUGA